Molecule: messenger RNA, 14439 nt
Organism: Ostrea edulis (European flat oyster)
Lineage: Eukaryota; Metazoa; Mollusca; Bivalvia; Ostreida; Ostreidae
Product: dynein axonemal heavy chain 8-like
Exons: 90
Coding region: 296-14230 (4644 amino acids)
Biological process (GO): microtubule-based movement
Cellular component (GO): dynein complex
Molecular function (GO): dynein intermediate chain binding; minus-end-directed microtubule motor activity; ATP hydrolysis activity
Source: RefSeq, a predicted model, not a curated record
ACAGCACACAUCACAAGGAACAUAUUUCCCGCCAUUGAGACUCUUAACUACCUAUCAGUAUUUAGUUAACAAUAUAGUGCAUACGAAAUCAAACCCAAUAACACCAUUAAGAAAUGAUUUUACAUAAAUCAAUAUCAAAACUUUCCUGGAUAUUAACUGUUAUUGUACUUUUUCGUAUGCACUGGUCUUGUAUAUUUUUCAACAUCGCGCAUAAAUCUAAAUUGAAGCAGAAGUCAAAGAUCGCAGGAGGCUGAUUUGCCAAAGAUUGCGAAGAAAUCGUCUAAAUGAUUUGGUAAUGUCCUUGUCAAAAGGUUCUAGAGGGGGUGGAUAUGAUCCACAAUCCUCAAGUGAAACUGAUACCCAUGUGAGUUAUGAUAGAAGGGAGAGUGAUGGUCCUGACAUUAGACCUACAAAAUAUGGCAAAAGAAUGAGCUCAAUUGGUAGUGUCAUGAUGACAACAGAACUCAUGAAAGAAAAACAGCAAAGGGCCAAAGAUCAACGAGAGGUUAGAAGAAUGUGUCUUACGGCUGCACAUAAACACAUCAUAAAGAUAGUUGCAUAUCACAUUGGGUUGGAUCAAGGAGCUGUAGAAGAAUUUGUUUUGGAUUCUGAAAGACACAUGCAACUGUUCAGCAGCUUUCUUGACAAAGAUGGAAUCAAGAGUUUGAAAUUUUACUAUCAAGAUUCAGUAAUGCCCAGCUUUGAAGAGUGUGGAAGAGCAAUUUAUGGAAUAUCUAAAGGCACAGUCACAAUGAGGGUGAUAGUUACCAGUGGUACCGGUGAUAAACUAAGGGGAUCAUGUGUGUAUUUUCUGAGAACAAAAACUGAUGUCAACAUCACAAGCAAAAACAUUGAAACAGAGAUACUCUUUGGGUACCUGGAUAUGAAUCAAAUUUCGGGAAUUUUAGCUGCAUUUGAGUUGGUGAUGUCUAAAGUGUAUAUGCCAGCACUAAAAGCUUAUGACAGAUGGGGAGAAAUGGAGGAGUCUCCACAAGGAAGAAAAGCAAAGAAAAACUUCAUAGAUAAUUUUGGCAACUUUCUUGUGUACCUGAGAAGUGCCCAAGCAAAUUCAGGAGAAGGAGUUCAAUUGGCAAAAUGUACAAGUGAAAAGAUUAAUAUUAGAGAAGUUGGAACUGUCUCCAAAUGCAUUCAGUUAGCAGCCAAUUCAGAUAUUGUUACAGAAAUGGAAGACCUUGUGUCAACAUGGUGCAAACAGAUUGAGCAGAUUUUGGCUGAGAGUGAUCAGAUGCGGAAAGAAGCUGAUGAUACAGGUCCAUUAGCAGAGUUGGAGCAUUGGCGCCAGCUGAUGGCCAGAUUUAAUGCCUUGUUGGAACAGAUAAGAAGCCAUAACUGCAGAAUGGUCAUUAACAUCUUAAAUGUUGCAAAGUCAAAAGUAUUAAGGAAGUGGAAAGAUCUUGACAAGCGCAUCACAGACAAUGCCAAUGAAGCAAAAGACAAUGUGAAGUUUCUCUAUACACUGGAGAAGUACUGUGAACCAUUGUACAGAUGUGAUCCAAUUUCAAUGACAGACUGUUUGCCUGGCCUGCUCAAUGCAGUUAGAAUGAUCCACAAUAUAUCAAGAUAUUAUAAUACUUCGGAGAGAAUGACAUCCCUCUUCAUUAAGGUGACAAAUCAAAUGGUUACAGCAUGCAAGACAUACAUUGCUGGAGAUGGUGUGACAAGGCUAUGGGAUCAACCGAGGCAACCAUUGAUAGAGAAACUGCAACAUUGUUUGUCAUUAUAUGAAAAUUAUCAAGCCAGUUUUCAGAGGACAAAGGAAAAAAUAGAUGGAACUCCGGGGGAGAGACCUUUUGAAUUCUCGGAAAUGUACAUCUUUGGAAAGUUUGAGACCUUUUGCAGAAGGCUUGACAAGAUCAUUGCCCUGUUGAAUUACAUUGAGUCAUUUUCCACCCUGUCAUACUCCAAGAUUGAGGGCAUUGAGACAUUCGCUUCAAGAUUUGGACAGAUUUAUGGGACCAUCAAAAAGAAACCUUAUGAUGUUUUGGAUCAAAGAAAAACCGAUUUUGACACAGAUUUUGAUGAUUUUCACAGACAAAUGAGAGAUCUAGAGGUUAACAUUCAGAAUUUCAUGGACACAUGCUUCCGAAAAACUCCAUCCACUAUUCAAGCACUCCAGCUCUUGAAAAGAUUUGAAAAGCUGAAUAUUCCACAUUUGAGCAUACAGGACAAGUACAAGACAAUAUAUUUGCAGUUUGAACAAGAGCUGGAGCAGAUUGGAAAGCUGUACACAAAGUACAAGGAUGAUCCACCCAUGGCACGAAAUAUGCCACCUAUUUCUGGUAAAAUUAUGUGGAUUAGACAACUUGCAGAGAGAAUUCAAGAGCCAAUGAUGAUAUUUGCUGAGCAGACAUCUUGUAUGAAGACAAGUGAUGCCAAAAGAAUUAUCAAAAAAUACAACAGACUUGCAAAGGUUCUUUUGGAGUAUGAAAUUCUUUUUCACCUUGCAUGGAAGGACUCUGUUGAAAUUGCAACAAGAUACUUGCAAGUACCAGUUUUAGUAAGAUUGCCACAGGUCUCCUCUGGAGUUUUACUGGUGAACUUCGAUUCCUACAUUUUUGAAGUAAUAAAAGAAUCUGAGUACAUGAUAAAACUGGACCUUGAGAUUCCUAAUGCAGCAAGGACUCUUGUUCAUUCAAGAGAGAGACUGAAAGCUCAUGUUUCACAAAUGAAGCUUUUGUUGGAUGAAUACAAAGAAUUGCGCUUGGAAAUCCCACCAAUUUUUGAACCUCUUCUUAGACCAGCUCUAAAACAGGUUGACAGUGCAGUGCUCCCUGGUUUGAUUUCUCAUACCUGGACAUCUCUUAGUUUGCCAGCUUACUUCAUUAAUGUUAAGGAAGCCUUAGCAAAGCUACGGAUCAUUGUCAAAGAGAUCUGUGACAUUAAAACGACGAGGAUUGACUACAUGUUAAAAGAGAUUAGUGAAACAUUGCUGUGUGACUUACCAGAGAGACAUCCAUGGACUGUCUCGGAAUUCCUUCAGAAGACAGAGAAAUAUUCUUGUGAAAUGGCACUGGAGAUAAACAGAAUGAGCCAAGUGGUAGAGGAUGCAGUAAAAGAAUUGGUCAGAAUAUUUUUACACCGAGCACAUUUGGUACAGUGCUCGUUAGAAAUUGAUGAAAACACAGAUAGAGGAGACACAAUAUCUGUUUCUGCAAAGUUAUCAGCAAUAACUGGGUCAGAUUUAACUCCAGUAUGUGAAGAAACUGAUGUGACAGAUGAACAACACAUUCGGGAAGCCUGUGAUGAGCUUAGGGAGUUCUUCAAUCAAAGACUGGUGGAGUCUCUAUUGAAGGCAACCAGACACUCUCUAGACAUGCUGAGGAGGAGAUUCUUUUCUGGUGGCAGACGAUCUACCUUGAUGCAAUUUGAUGAAGGUGUAGGAGGAACAACUGAUGGCAGCAGAGUUCCUUUCUUUACAGCAGAUAUAGCCCUUGCCAUACCAAAUGUUGUAAUGCGGCCCAGUGUAGAGGACAUACAAACAGCACUGAACAGGGCAACUCAGCUAGUGUUGGAUAUCAGCAAAGGGGUCUACCAAUGGAACCAAGACCGAGAAAAACAAUAUGUACGGCAUAUUUCAAAAAAGCCCUCACUUGCCAUGGUUCAAGGUGCAGGCCAAGAUACGCACAACUCACUGAGACAACUUGAAACGCCUUUAAAACAUUAUUAUAAGAGCAUAGUGGACAACAAGGAUGUUUCUAAGUAUGUGGUGAUCAUGUCUUCUGCUCUUGGCUCAAUGAAACCAGAAGUAUCAGAAGCUUUACAGCGAUACUCCGAUUACUCCUUCCUGUGGAAACAUGAUAGAGUUGAAGCUGUAAAGGAAUUUAUGAUGGAGGAACCAAUACUCUCUGAAUUCAAGGCCCAAUGCACAAUCUUCAAAAAUCUUGAGAACAACAUAGAUGACAUCCAGGCAUCUGAGAUUGUUGGUCCAAUUGAAUUGUUUCCAGAACCAUUAAAGUUUGCAUUAAGAGUGGAAAUCAAAGCUUGGAAGCUGAUGUUUGGAAAGGAACUUAAUAAGCAGUACAGAGAAAAAAUGGAAGGGAUUUUAAAGUUUGUGGAUGAUUGCAGUAAAAGACUAGCAAGACCAAUUCGUGAUCUGGAAGAUGUUAGAGAGGCAAUGUCUGCACUGAGUGACAUCAGAGAAAACCAGAUAGCUUUUGACAUGCAGUUAGGACCCAUAGAGGAAUCAUAUGCUAUGCUGAAUGAAUUUGAAGUAGUCGUCAAAAAAGAGGAGACAGACAUGGUUGACUCUCUGCGAUAUUCCUUCCAGAAUCUGUUGAGAUGUGCGAAUAAGAUCCAAGAUGAAUUAGUCCGUGUGCAACCAGGAUUCAAAUCUGAACUUCUGACUUCCGUGGAGAAUUUUCAAAAUGAUGUUACUGGUUUUGGAUUAAACUAUGAUACUGAGGGACCAAUGUGUGAAGGGAUCUCUCCAACAGAGGCCAAUGAUCGUCUGACUGUGUUUCAGGCUCAGUUUGAUGAACUUCAUAACAAGUAUGGGAUAUACUCGGCUGGAGAGCAACUGUUUGGUCUUUCUGUAACAGAAUACCCAGGUCUUAUGAAAGUCAAGAAAGAACUUGGACUUCUACAAAAGCUGUAUGGAUUAUACACCAACGUGAUGACUGUCAUUAAUGGGUACUUUGAUAUCCUGUGGACUGAAGUCGACAUAGAGAAGAUUAACAAUGAACUAAGUGACAUGCAGAACAGAUGCAGGAGACUCCCAAAAGCACUAAAAGACUGGCAGGCAUAUCAAGAUUUAAAGCAAAAAAUAGACGAUUUUAGUGAAUCUUGCCCUCUCUUGGAGCUAAUGUCAAACAAAGCUAUGAAAGAACGCCAUUGGGAGAGAAUUUCCAAGCUUACAGGCCAUACAUUUGAAUUUGAUUCUGAGAAUUUCACUUUGAGAGACAUUAUGAAAGCUCCUCUUUUGAAGCAUAAAGAGGAUAUUGAGGAUGUAUGCAUUUCUGCUGUCAAAGAGAAGGAUAUUGAAGCCAAGCUGGCACAAGUAGUUAGUGAUUGGACUGGCAGGAUUCUCUCUUUCUCUAACUUCAAAUCCAGAGGGGAGUUACUGUUGAAAGGAGCUGAAACAUCAGAAAUAAUAACAUAUCUUGAGGAUAGCUUGAUGAUUCUAAGUUCUUUGCUUAGUAACAGGUACAACGCCCCCUUCAAGAAGACAAUUCAGGAGUGGGUUGCAAAACUCUCUAAUACAACUGACAUUCUUGAAAACUGGUUGAUUGUACAAAAUCUUUGGGUAUACUUGGAAGCAGUCUUCGUUGGUGGAGAUAUUGCUAAACAGCUACCACAGGAGGCGAAAAGGUUUCAAAACAUUGACAAAUCUUGGGUGAAGAUAAUGCAGCGUGCACAUGAAUGCCCCAAUGUUGUUCAGUGUUGUGUUGGAGAUGAAACUCUUGGACAGCUUUUGCCACAUUUACUUGAACAGCUGGAAUUGUGCCAGAAGUCUCUUACAGGCUAUUUGGAGAAGAAGCGACUUGUUUUCCCAAGGUUUUUCUUUAUAUCUGACCCAGCCCUACUGGAAAUCCUUGGUCAAGCUAGUGAUUCACACACAAUUCAGUCUCAUCUACUGGGUGUUUUUGAAAAUGUCAACGAGGUUGAAUUUCAUGUCAAAGACUAUGACAGAAUGCUUUCUGUGAUAUCAAGGGAAGGUGAAAAAAUCAUGCUGGAAUCACCAAUCAUUGCUAAGGGGAAUGUAGAAGUCUGGCUUGGAGAUUUGCUGAAAGAACAACAGAAGUCUCUUCAUGGAGUAAUACGUGAUUCUUGGAGAAACAUUGUGACGCCAGAAUUUGAACUGAUGGGUUUCUUGGCAGAUUUUCCUGCACAGGUUGGGCUCCUUGGUAUUCAGAUGAUUUGGACAAAAGAUGCUGAGUAUGCCUUGCAACAUGCACGAGGGGACAAAAAAAUAAUGCCAACUACAAAUCAACGGUUUUUGGAUAUGUUAAAUCGUUUGAUUGAACAAACAACACAUGACUUGACCAAGGUGGAAAGAGUGAAAUACGAAACACUAGUUACCAUCCAUGUACAUCAGCGAGAUAUUUUUGAUGACUUGACAAAAAUGCAUAUAAAGUCUCCAUCAGAUUUUGAGUGGUUGAAACAGGCUCGAUUUUAUUUCAAAGAAGACACAGAUCAAUGUAUUGUGCAAAUAACAGAUGUGAAUUUCAUGUAUCAAAAUGAAUUUCUUGGAUGUACUGACAGACUGGUCAUUACACCACUUACAGAUAGGUGUUACAUCACGCUUGCUCAGGCCUUGGGAAUGUCCAUGGGAGGAGCCCCAGCUGGACCAGCAGGUACAGGCAAAACAGAAACAACCAAAGACAUGGGCAAAGCCUUGGGCAAGUAUGUGGUGGUUUUCAACUGCUCAGAUCAAAUGGAUUUCAGAGGACUGGGAAGAAUCUACAAAGGGUUAGCCCAGUCUGGAUCCUGGGGAUGCUUUGAUGAAUUCAACAGAAUUGAAUUACCUGUGUUGUCAGUAGCCGCUCAACAAAUCUAUAUUGUCCUAAAUGCCAAAAAGGACAGAAAAAAGGAAUUUAUAUUCACGGAUGGUGAUAUUGUUGAACUGAAUUCAGAAUUUGGAAUUUUCCUUACAAUGAAUCCUGGGUAUGCAGGCCGUCAAGAACUGCCAGAAAACUUGAAAGUUCAGUUCCGUACUGUUGCGAUGAUGGUCCCAGACCGUCAGAUUAUUAUGAGAGUCAAACUGGCUAGUUGUGGAUUUUUGGAGAAUGUUCUUUUGGCACAGAAAUUUUACACACUUUACAAAUUGUGUGAAGAACAAUUGUCAAAGCAAGUUCACUAUGAUUUUGGUUUGAGGAAUAUUUUGUCUGUACUGAGAACUUUAGGAGCAAACAAGAGAGCUCGACCAAAUGAUACAGAAAACACAAUUGUGAUGAGAGUUUUGAGGGACAUGAAUUUAUCAAAAUUGGUGGAUGAAGAUGAGCCUUUGUUCAUGAGCUUGAUAGCAGAUCUGUUUCCAGGGAUAGUGCUAGACAGUGCAACAUAUGCAGAGUUGCAAGUAGCUAUUGCCAAGCAAGUAGAUGAUGCUGUGUUGAUUAAUCAUCCGCCAUGGAAUCUCAAACUUGUGCAGCUGUAUGAAACGCAGAGAGUACGGCAUGGCAUGAUGACACUGGGUCCAAGUGGUGCUGGAAAAACCUGCUGCAUCCACGUGCUGAUGAAAGCCAUGACUGACUGUGGAGCUCCUCACAAAGAAAUGAAAAUGAAUCCAAAAGCUAUAACAGCUCCACAGAUGUUUGGUCGACUUGAUGUAUCCACAAAUGACUGGACAGAUGGCAUCUUCUCAACACUCUGGAGGAGAACUCUCAAAUCAAAGAAAGGAGAAAACAUAUGGAUUGUACUAGAUGGCCCUGUUGAUGCAAUUUGGAUUGAAAACUUGAAUUCAGUUCUUGAUGACAAUAAGACUCUCACACUGGCAAAUGGAGAUCGUAUCCCUAUGUCGCCUGCAUGUAAGGUUGUGUUUGAGGUCCACAACAUCGACAAUGCAUCCCCAGCUACUGUGUCUAGAAAUGGUAUGGUGUACAUGAGUUCAUCAGCACUGGAUUGGAGACCAAUCUUACAGGGUUGGCUGUUGACAAGAAAUUCCCAAGAGAGUGAGCUUCUGUUGGCUCUCUUCGAUAAGACCUUCGAUGAAUUGUACAGCUAUAUCAAUACAACCUUGAUUCCAAAAAUGGAGACUUUGCAGUGCAAUCAAAUUAUGCAGGCUUGCAAUUUACUGGAGGGCUUGAUCCCCAAAAAGGAUGACAAAGGCACUUUACCUGCCUUCCACCUUGAAAAUCUUUUUAUAUUUUCUCUGAUGUGGAGUUUGGGUGCAUUACUGGAAUUAGAUGAUCGGGCCAAAAUGGAAGAAUUUCUCACAAACCACCAGAGUGCACUGACAUUGCCUCCUGUUAAAGAAGGAGAGACCAUCUUUGAAUAUGUUGUUGAUGAACAUGGAGAAUGGGAGCACUGGUCUACACGAGUGGAAGAAUACCUUUACCCCUCAGAUUCUGUUCCAGAAUUUUCAUCCAUUUUAGUACCAAACGUAGACAACGUGCGAACAAGUUUCUUGUUAGAUGUUAUUGCAAAACAGAACAAAGCUGUACUACUAAUUGGAGAGCAAGGAACAGCAAAGACUGUGAUGAUUAAAGGCUACAUGGCACAAUAUGACCCUGACAAUCAUCUGAGUAAAAGUUUCAACUUUUCAUCUGCUUCAACACCAUCCAUGUUCCAGAGGACAAUAGAGAGCUACGUUGACAAGAGAAUGGGGAGUACAUACGGACCUCCAGGAGGCAGGAGAAUGACAGUUUUCAUUGAUGAUGUGAACAUGCCCAUUAUCAACGAGUGGGGUGAUCAGAUCACAAAUGAAAUCACCCGACAAAUGAUGGAGAUGCAUGGCAUGUACAGCCUUGACAAGCCUGGAGAUUUCAUAUCAAUAGUAGAUAUGCAAUUUGUAGCAGCUAUGAUACAUCCUGGAGGGGGGAGAAAUGAUAUUCCUCAAAGACUGAAACGACAAUUCUCCAUAUUUAACUGUACUUUGCCAUCUAAUAAUUCCAUUGACAAAAUCUUUGGAAUAAUUGGUUGUGGAUACUUUUGCCCAAGUCGUUUCAAUCCAGAGAUAUGUGAGAUUGUGAAGAAGAUUGUACCAGCUACAAGAAUUCUAUGGCAAAUGACAAAGGUGAAAAUGUUGCCUACACCAGCUAAAUUCCAUUACAUUUUCAACCUCAGAGAUCUAUCCCGUAUAUGGGAAGGAAUGCUGAAAAUUAAAGGAGAAGAAUGUGAAGACCAGUUGAUGUUGUUAGGACUCUUUAAGCAUGAGUGUGCUAGAGUCAUUUCUGACAGAUUUACAAAUGAAAUGGACAAAGCUUGGUUUGAGAAGUGUUUGAACAAUGUCAUUCGUGAUCACAUUGAUGAGAUGCUAGUUGACAGGUGUCAUGAAGAACCCUAUUUUGUUGAUUUUCUGCGUGAUGCUCCAGAACCCACAGGAGAAGAGGCUGAUGAUGCUGUAUUGGAGGCCCCCAAAAUAUAUGAACAGAUCCCAUCAUAUGAUUCACUGAAUGAAAGGCUGUUGACAUACAUGGAGCAAUACAAUGAAGCAGUUAGAGGUGCACAUAUGGAUCUAGUCUUCUUCAAGGAUGCUAUGGUGCAUUUAAUAAAGAUAUCUAGAAUUAUUGGUACUCCAAGAGGAAAUGCUUUGUUGGUUGGAGUUGGAGGAUCAGGAAAGCAGUCCCUUACUCGUCUAGCCUCAUUUAUUGCAGGCUACAGAAUAUUUCAGAUAACUCUUUCCAGGACGUACAAUGUUAGCAACUUGAUGGAGGAUUUAAAGUUCAUGUAUCGCAUUGCUGGAUGUGAAGGCAAAGGAAUCACAUUUUUAUUCACUGACAAUGAAAUCAAGGAUGAAGCUUUUCUUGAAUACUUGAAUAAUGUUCUUAGCUCAGGAGAGGUAUCGAACUUGUUUGCCAAAGAUGAACUGGAUGAAAUUACACAGGAAUUGAUUUCUGUCAUGAAGAAAGAACUGCCUCGUUGUCCCCCUACAUUUGAAAACUUGUAUGACUACUUCAUAUCUAGAGCACGGAAAAACUUGCAUACAGUCCUCUGUUUCUCUCCGGUUGGAGAAAAAUUCCGAACAAGAGCAUUGAAAUUUCCAGGACUCAUCUCUGGUUGCACUAUGGACUGGUUUAGUAGAUGGCCAAAAGAUGCUUUAAUAGCCGUUUCAGGACAUUUCCUUAACAAUUACCAUAUAGUCUGUAGUAAAGACAUCAAGGAACAAGUUGUCAACUCCAUGGGGGUUGUCCAUGAUGAUGUAGCUUCAGUUUGUGUGAAAUAUUUUCAAAGAUUUCGUCGACAAACCCAUGUGACACCAAAAUCGUAUUUAUCGUUUUUGGAUGGAUACAAGAACCUUUACAGUAAGAAGCAUGCUGAGAUAAAUGAAAUGGCGAGCAGAAUGAAUACAGGUUUAGAAAAACUCAUAGAAGCAAGUGAAUCUGUGGAUAAGCUAGCAAAAGAGUUGGCUGUGAAGGAAAAAGAAUUGGCUGUCGCAAAUGUAAAGGCUGAUAAAGUUUUAGUAGAGGUAACUGCAAGUGCUACUGCAGCAGAAAAAGUGAAAAGUGAAGUACAGAAAGUGAAAGACCGAGCUCAGAAAAUUGUAGAUGAAAUUGAAAUGGAUAGAAAAAUUGCAGAAGAAAAGCUGGAGGCAGCCAAGCCUGCACUCCAAGAAGCUGAAGAUGCUUUAAAGACUAUAAAACCAGCUGAUAUUUCAACAGUGAAGAAACUUGGAAAACCCCCACAUUUGAUCAUGAGGAUAAUGGACUGUGCAUUGAUUCUUUUCCAAAAGAAAAUGGAUACAGUAACACUGGACCCAGAUCGACCAUGUCCAAAACCAUCAUGGGGAGAAUCUCUAAAGCUGAUGAGUGGUUCAGGAUUUUUGAACAAUUUACAGUCCUUUGGAAAAGAUACAAUAAAUGAAGAAACAGUUGAACUUCUUCAGCCAUACUUGACUAUGGAAGAUUAUAAUAUUGAGUCUGCCAAGAAAGUUUGUGGAAGUGUCUCAGGAUUGUUGCAAUGGUCUACUGCUAUGGCAUUUUUUUAUGGAAUAAACAAGGAGGUUUUACCUUUAAAGGCAAAUCUAGCAAAACAAGCAGGAAGAUUUCAAGUGGCUUCAAAAGAACUGAAUGCAGCACAAGCACAACUGGAUGAAAAACAAGCAGAACUUGACAAAGUGCAAGCAUUGUAUGAUGCAGCAAUGGCAGAAAAGCAGACUUUGUUAGACGAUGCAGAGUCCUGUAGGAGGAGGAUGAAAGCUGCAUCUGCAUUGAUUGGUGGUCUUGGAGGUGAAAAGACUCGGUGGACAGAACAAAGCAAACAGUUCAAGUCCCAGAUUGAUAGACUUGUUGGAGAUUGUUUGUUAAGUACAGGAUUCCUAUCUUACUCUGGACCAUUCAAUCAAGAAUUUCGAAACAAAUUGAUUAGAAAUUGGCAAAAAGAAUUGGACCAUAGAAGAAUACCGUUUACCAGUGACUUGAAUUUGAUAUCCAUGCUGGUUGACAAUGCUACUAUUGGUGAAUGGAAUAUUCAAGGACUACCAAAUGAUGAGCUUUCUGUUCAGAAUGGCAUAAUCACAACAAAAGCCACCAGAUUCCCAUUGCUGAUUGAUCCACAAGGACAAGGAAAAGCUUGGAUAAAAAAUAGAGAGAAAGCUAAUGAUUUACAGGUCACCUCUCUGAAUCAUAGAUACUUUCGAGCCCAUUUGGAAGAUUCUUUGUCACUUGGACGUCCAUUACUUAUUGAAAAUGUUGAAGAAGAACUGGAUCCAGCUUUAGACAAUGUGUUAGAGAAAAAUUUUAUUAAAUCAGGUUCAACAUUCAAGGUCAAAGUUGGUGACAAAGAAUGUGACAUAAUGAAUGGAUUUUACUUAUACAUGACAACAAAACUGGCAAAUCCAGCCUAUACUCCAGAAGUGAGUGCUCGGACAUCUAUCAUUGAUUUCACUGUCACUAUGAAAGGCUUAGAGGAUCAACUUUUAGGUCUUGUUAUUCUGAAAGAAAAGAAUGAACUGGAAGCUGACAGAGCAAAACUGAUGCUGGAUGUCAACACAAACAAGAGAAAAAUGCAGGAGUUAGAAGACAACUUGUUGUACAAGUUGACAAGUACCAAAGGAUCCUUAGUAGAUGAUGAGUCCCUCAUUGAAGUUUUGUCUGUAACAAAAGUAACAGCUGCAGAAGUCAGUGAGAAGUUAACUGUUGCAGCUGAAACAGAAAUCAAGAUAAAUGAGGCCCGUGAAGAAUUUAGACCAGUUGCAACAAGGGGAAGUAUCCUUUACUUUCUUAUUUGUGAUAUGAGUAUGGUGAACAGAAUGUAUCAAACAUCAUUGAAGCAGUUCCUUGGACUAUUUGAUAUAUCAAUGACAAGAUCUGAGAAAAGUCCAGUGCCAGCAAAACGCAUUGGAAACAUCAUCGAGUAUCUAACGUUUGAGGUGUUCAGAUACACAUGUAGAGGUCUUUAUGAAUCGCACAAAUUUCUAUUCACACUGCUUAUGACACUGAAGAUAGACAUGCAGACAGAAAAAGUGAACCCAAAUGAAUUCCAAACAUUUAUCAAAGGUGGAGCAGCAUUAGACUUGAAUGCUGUUAUGCCAAAGCCUGCAAAGUGGAUAUCUGAUAUAACGUGGUUAAAUUUAGUGCAGCUCAGUGGAUUACCACAGUUUUCAGGAAUUCUGAAUAGGGUAUCCAAGAAUGAGAAGGAAUGGAAAAUUUGGUUUGAUACUGAUGCUCCAGAAGAGGAACAAAUCCCAGAUGGAUAUGAUGCAGUACUGGAUGCAUUCAGGAGACUUCUGCUAAUCAGAUCCUGGUGUCCAGACAGAGCUAUACCUCAAGCUAGAAAGUUUAUAGCAAACUCCAUGGGUCAACGAUAUGCGGAAUCAGUCAUUCUCAACUUAUCGCAGACAUGGGAAGAGAGCAACACCAGAACACCGCUCAUAUGUCUUCUUUCAAUGGGAUCUGACCCUACCAAUCAAAUUGAAUCUCUAUCAAAGAAAGUUCAACUAGAUUUCAGAGCUAUUUCUAUGGGUCAGGGGCAGGAGAUUCAUGCUAGAAAAUUAAUAGCUCAAUUCAUGAACAGUGGUGGAUGGGCAUUGUUACAGAACUGUCAUUUAGGUCUGGAUUACAUGAAUGAAUUGUUGGAUACGGUAAUGGAUACUCCUCAAAUUCACGAUGCUUUUCGAGUGUGGAUUACAACUGAAGAGAGUGCGGGGUUUCCUAUUAGUCUUCUACAGACAUCCAUCAAAUUCACAAAUGAACCACCCCAAGGAAUUAAGGCAGGUUUAAAGAGAACCUAUGCUGGAAUUACUCAAGAUUUUCUAGAUGUUAGCAACAUGGUUCAGUGGAGACCUAUGCUUUUUGCUGUGUCUUUUCUUCACACAGUUGUUCAGGAGAGAAGAAAAUUUGGUGCUCUUGGUUGGAACAUUCCGUAUGAGUUUAACUCCUCAGACUGGACUGCCAGUGUGCAGUUUGUGCAGAAUCAUCUAGAUGACUUGGACAUUAAAAAGGGAAUAUCAUGGACGACAGUUCGGUACAUGCUUGGUGAGGUGCAGUAUGGGGGUAGAGUCACGGAUGAUUAUGACAAGAGACUGUUGAACACAUUUGCAAAGGUUUGGUUUGGAGAUUUCAUGUUUCAGCCAAACUUCCACUUCUAUGUUGGAUACAAAAUACCAAACAUGAAACCACUCAAUGAUGUCAUGAACUUCAUAGAAAAUUUGCCCCUAGUAGAUUCCCCAGAGGCUUUUGGGUUACAUCCUAAUGCUGAUAUUACAUACCAGACAAAUUUAUCCAAAGAGAUUCUGGACACCAUUAUGAGCAUUCAGCCAAAAGACAGUGGAGGGGGUAGUGGGGAGACACGUGAAAGUGUUGUGUAUAGACUGGCCACUGAUAUGUUGUCCAAACUGCCUGCUGAUUACUUGCCACAUGAGGUCAAAGACAGAUUGAAAAGGUAUGGAAAUCUGCAUCCUCUGAAUAUUUUCUUGAAGCAAGAAAUAGAUCGGAUGCAACGAGUCAUUUUUACAGUUCGUAUUACGUUGACUGAUCUGAAGUUGGCCAUUGAUGGUACAAUUAUCAUGUCUGAGAAUCUCAGAGAUGCCCUAGACAACAUGUUUGAUGCAAAAGUUCCCAAUUUAUGGAGAAAAAUAUCUUGGCAGUCAACAACUUUGGGAUUUUGGUUCACAGAACUUUUGGAGAGAAAUGACCAGUUCUAUACUUGGGUUUUUGUUGGAAGACCAGAUUCUUUCUGGAUGACAGGAUUCUUCAACCCCCAAGGAUUUUUAACAGCUAUGAGACAGGAAGUUACAAGAGCACAUAAAGGCUGGGCACUUGAUUCAGUCACUUUACACAAUGAAGUCACCAAAUCAGUAAAGGAAGACAUAUCCACACCACCAGCGGAAGGUGUUUAUGUGUAUGGACUUUACCUGGAUGGUGCAGGAUGGGACAAACGAAACUGCCGUGUAUGUGAACCUCCACCCAAAGUUCUCUUUACACCGAUGCCUGUAGUACACAUGUAUGCCAUUAAUUCCACAGCUCCAAAAGAUCCAAGAUUGUACCAGUGUCCAGUCUAUAAAAAGCCUCACCGCACAGAUCUCACAUACAUUACCUUCAUUGUAUUGAAAACAAAUCAAAGUCCUGAUCACUGGAUUUUGAGAGGAGUGGCAGCUUUAUGUGACAUCAAGUAAUUGCAGUCAGAAACAUGCUGCAAGUUGAUUAUUUGAAUUAAAAAGUCCUAAUGUUUGUUUGAUGGAAGUUCAUGCAGAUACAAUGACUUUUGAAAUUUAUAAGACAUUGUACAAUAAUUCUCAUAUUUAUUCAAAUAUAUUUAAUUGAAAAAUGAAAUGAUAUUGUAUAUACAUGUAAGUAUUAAAAAAUAAAUAUGUUAUAUCAAGUA